This is a messenger RNA of Dimorphilus gyrociliatus, 2083 nucleotides long. Lineage: Eukaryota; Metazoa; Annelida; Polychaeta; Dinophilidae. The record is from the annotation of a GenBank genome assembly.
UAUGAAUCAAUAUUCAGAACAUUAUGAAAUCAGCGAACUCAUUUUCACGCAAACUGGCCCUGGCGAGAGGGCCGUCAUCCAAAUGGACAAACUGGGUGACCUUCUCGACUCCAAAGGAGGAAUAAAAGAUGUCAACUCCACGCUCAGCUUUGUCAACCAAAUGAAAGAUGCCUGCAAACUACCCUGUCGUUUCAUUUUUCUGUACAUCAUUGAAGCAACGAGUGAAGAUGUUUUAUUUGACUUUAUGAAAAGCGGCGGCUGGAGCGUCGUUUCACAUUGGUUGCAAGAUGCUAAAACUAAAGACAACAAAGCGCUUAUAAAUUGUUUACUAAACGUUUGUAAAAUUCUCCCUGUGUCCGUUGAACAGAUGAAGGAGAAUAAUUGCGCGAAAUUGAUAAAAAGUAUUAGUAAAGCAGAAAACAGUGAUCUAAAAGCACUGGCCAGGAGCAUUGUGGAUAAAUGGAAAAACGCAGUGAAGAGUGAAGGAAGUCAAGUAGAUAAGAAGAAAAAGAAACAUAAACAUCGAAAGAGAUCAAUCGACGAAACAAAAUCUGAUUCAAAAACUGAAGAAUCAUCUCCUGUUUCAAAAACAAUCAAACUUUCGCCAAAAGAAGGCGAAGUUGAAACAAAUAAAAAAAUAAAAACAGUUAAAGAACCAAAAUUAAAAUUAAGAGCCACAGGUUUAGAACAGGAAACGAAUUUACCGCAAAAGAAAAAGGGAUCGAAAGAUAAUCAUGUGGGAUUACCGAAAAUUUCUACAACCCUUCCUCCAUCGAAACGUGCAAGCAUGAUGGCACGGAGUAUUCAACCACCUGAAAAGAAAGCAAGAAAAGAAACAGGAGAUAUUCAGCAGGGUAAAAUCAAACUGAUUACCACACCACCGCCAAUGCCCGCUCAAGAAAGCUCUCUGUUUAUGGAUGCAAUUAUGACGGCAUCGUCGAAAAAUGCUCCUAAAAAGAAAAAAGUCAAGAAAACUCAAAAAUCAGCUACCUCUCCGUCCAAUUCGGCCUCCAGUCCUCCCUACACAACCGAAAGUGGUUCACCCCCCCCGGCUACAGCAGAAUCAAGUGAUAAAACAGACAAGAAUGAUAAAUCUCCGAUUAGAGAUAACGAUUACGCUCCAAAAGUUAACAGGAAACGAGUAACAUGGGCUGAAGAAUCCAACUUAAAAAAGUUCCAUUAUUUCGAAUUGGAUGAAACGGAAAGAGUUAAUGUGAAUAAAUUAAAAGACUUCGAAGAAGUAAAACGAGAAGAAAUGAUGCGUGAAAAACAGGCCAUGUUGGCAAAGAAAGCUGGUUUUGAUCUAGAUGAUGGUCUAACUAUUGUUCAUUUUUGGAACCCUUUACAAUCAAUCUCCAAUGAUGACUUACCAUCUUUUCCGAAAACCACAAAAAGUAAUGAAAUUAACGUUCAAAAGGAGAGAGAAGAAAAAGUUUUAGCCGCAAUAUAUUUUAACAAGUCAGCAAUACCUCCGAGUCCUCAUGAACCUGACCCUCAUCCAGAAACGAAAUGUCCUCCUCCAGUUAUAAUUCCGUUAAAUUCCAGUAAUGAAAUGCGGUUUGAACACCAAACCCAUAGGUCUUCUGAAAGCGGCAUGUUGCAGACAAGUGAUGGAAAACUGCAAUUACGUCCGGAUGUUUCAAACUUAUUAGCUUCAAUGGCAAACCAAGUUCAAAACGGUGGUCAAAUGCAAGUCGCUAAAGAUGCCAUACAAAAACUACCAUCACAUUUACGUUCACUGUUGGAACAACCACAAAUUCAAGGAGUUGUCGUUCAAACUGUAGGAGACGAUCCUAAAAAAAUUAUGGAAUUGCUAAACGACCCUAAUAAACUGCAGCAAAUAAUCGGAAACUAUCAAAUGAGACAAGUCAGGGGAGGCAAUAAUAGUGGUAAUGGUGGUGGUGGAGGAGGUGGAAUGGGUGGUAUGGGAGGUAUGGGAGGUAUGCCUAGACACAACCAUGGUGGAAACGGACAAUUCAGAGGACCUCCACGAGUAGUGUGCAAACACUUUAAGCAAGGUAAAUGCAAAUUCGGACCUAACUGUAAUUUUUUGCAUCCAGGCAUAAAUGGACCAAAGGUUUAG